Molecule: messenger RNA, 942 nt
Organism: Schistocerca nitens (vagrant locust)
Lineage: Eukaryota; Metazoa; Arthropoda; Insecta; Orthoptera; Acrididae
Exons: 1
Coding region: 1-942 (313 amino acids)
Source: RefSeq, a predicted model, not a curated record
AUGAGAAGGAGGCAAGGAGAAGGAGGCAAGGAGAAGGAGGCAAGGAGAAGGAGGCAAGGAGAAGGAGGCAAGGAGAAGAAGGCAAGGAGAAGAAGGCAAGGAGAAGAAGGCAAGGAGAAGAAGGCAAGGAGAAGAAGGCAAGGAGAAGGAGGCAAGGAGAAGGAGGCAAGGAGAAGGAGGCAAGGAGAAGGAGGCAAGGAGAAGGAGGCAAGGAGAAGGAGGCAAGGAGAAGGAGGCAAGGAGAAGGAGGCAAGGAGAAGGAGGCAAGGAGAAGGAGGCAAGGAGAAGGAGGCAAGGAGAAGGAGGCAAGGAGAAGGAGGCAAGGAGAAGGAGGCAAGGAGAAGGAGGCAAGGAGAAGGAGGCAAGGAGAAGGAGGCAAGGAGAAGGAGGCAAGGAGAAGGAGGCAAGGAGAAGGAGGCAAGGAGAAGGAGGCAAGGAGAAGGAGGCAAGGAGAAGGAGGCAAGGAGAAGGAGGCAAGGAGAAGGAGGCAAGGAGAAGGAGGCAAGGAGAAGGAGGCAAGGAGAAGGAGGCAAGGAGAAGGAGGCAAGGAGAAGGAGGCAAGGAGAAGGAGGCAAGGAAAAGAAGGCAAGGAGAAGGAGGCAAGGAGAAGGAGGCAAGGAAAAGAAGGCAAGGAGAAGAAGGCAAGGAGAAGAAGGCAAGGAGAAGAAGGCAAGGAGAAGAAGGCAAGGAGAAGAAGGCAAGGAGAAGAAGGCAAGGAGAAGAAGGCAAGGAGAAGAAGGCAAGGAGAAGAAGGCAAGGAGAAGAAGGCAAGGAGAAGAAGGCAAGGAGAAGAAGGCAAGGAGAAGAAGGCAAGGAGAAGAAGGCAAGGAGAAGAAGGCAAGGAGAAGAAGGCAAGGAGAAGAAGGCAAGGAGAAGAAGGCAAGGAGAAGAAGGCAAGGAGAAGAAGGCAAGGAGAAGAAGGCAAUGAGAAGAAGGCAAUGA